Messenger RNA from Cyphellophora attinorum, 1866 nucleotides. RefSeq lists its product as uncharacterized. Bases 1 to 1866 code for a protein of 621 amino acids. The record is from RefSeq and is a predicted model, not a curated record. Gene Ontology annotation, molecular function: acyltransferase activity, transferring groups other than amino-acyl groups. NCBI's taxonomy places the organism in Eukaryota, Fungi, Ascomycota, Eurotiomycetes, Chaetothyriales, Cyphellophoraceae. The transcript is spliced from 2 exons.
AUGUCAGCCGUUUGCGAGCCAAUAGCACGCCCAAGACUGUCGAAUGAUUCAACAGCACCGUCAUUGCUUGGAUCGACCACGACUCCCUCGACUACCUCAAGCAGCUUGUCCGAGUCGCCCUCACGACGCUAUUCAACAGGUUCCAUACCAUUCGAUCCCUUACCCAGUGCCAAUGGGAACGGCUUCUUUAUGACAAAGUACAUGGAGCUCAGCAAUGGCGAUCCGCCUGUCCCUAACGGUGCAGGCACUGGCAAAGCUGAGGGCGACAGUGGAGAGCAUUUGGACAUCAUCGUUGGGAAGCCAUAUGCAAUGGGACUGAGCGAGGGCAUUAAUGGUCACAACUCUGAUCCACAGCGUACCAACAGCCUCAAUGGCGAAAAGCGGCACGCUGCGAAGGCGACCUCAACAUUGAAGGGCGACUCCGACUCAAAGUACGUUCACAAAGAGCAUGUCAUCCAGCUUUCUAGUAUCGAACACUGCAUGCCCCGAGCAUACAUCCGAGUGUGUCUAGCAUACCCACUACCCGACAACACAGAUAUGACCCUACUGGUCACGCGACUCAAUCAGUUCACACGCAAAGUCGUCGAUGCGAAACCAUACCUUGCCGGACAUGUGGUCCCAGCGCCAAAUUCAGAGUCCCAACCCGGUCUCGCAGAGAUUCAUUUCACCGACCACGACUUUAUAGCCGGGCAUCCUUCGGUAAAGCUUGAGCACAUCUCAGAGGCUGAUAUACCCUACGACUACAAAGAGCUUAACGAAAUGAAACUGCCUCCCUCUCUUAUUCGACCCGAAAUUGUGUCUGCUUUGCCCGAAGGUAUCAGCGAUGGCAAAGCUCCAGUCUUUCGCCUGCAAGCAAAUGUGGUGAAAGGAGGUCUGAUCGUCUCUACGUAUCUCCACCACUGCAUUAGUGACGGCACAGGUAUGGGCUUGAUCAUAACCGGGAGCGUACUGCACGACGACUUCACCUUCGAUCGGCACCUCGAGUCCAAAGGCUUCGACACACUGGGACUGAAUCGACGGCUAAGCGAAUUCGCCAAUCAGCAGACCAUUGUCCGAAGAGAUCUCUCGUGGAGCUUUCCGAAUCAGAUCUCUGACCGCUUGUUUCACCAUCGCAGGCCAACAACCAGUCACAGCACUCGUCCGAAGUCGGAUGGAAGGGGUUGCAUCUUCACCUUCCCUAAGGACCGACUUCUGGCACUAUGGCAGGAGCUAAGGACGACAGCAGAAGCUGGAGACUUCAUCUCGGAAAAUGAUGUACUACAGGCUCUUCUGUGGCACCACAUGACGAAAGCUCGGUCACGAUCACCACACCUCGAUCGCGUCUCACACUCACGCUUGUUUACUCCCGUCAACAUUCGCAGCAAAUUGAACCGCCCGCUUCCGGACGCUUACUUUGGCGCCGCUGUCGACUUCGCCCUCACAGAAUUGCCCAUGGCGCAUCUCUGCGACAUCACCGCCAGCAAUCGCCUCCCAGCAUUGGCCCGCACAGCCAGCGCGAUUCGUCAAGCCAUCGGACGAGUCGACGAGCCGUACAUCAGACAAGCCAUCGCGCUAGCCCGUGAUCCCGACCCGAACGUCGACGUACGAGAUCUGAUGGGCAGCAGCAUGAAUCGCACAUCAGGGGCAGAUAUGUACAUCACCAGUUGGCAGAAGCUGGGUCUCUACGAAGCGACGCUAGACCUCGGUCUCGGCCGUCCUGACUGGGUUCGGAAACCGUGGUCGAAAGACCCGGGAUCUUGCAUCGUGCUGCCAAACGAUGACCGGAAGCAGGUCACGGAAGUGCUGGUGCAGAUGACCGUUGACGAUAUGGACAGGCUAAUGCAAGAUCAAGAGUUCAGUGCGUUUGCUCCGACAUGGGUUGAAUAG